Messenger RNA from Coniosporium apollinis CBS 100218, 1455 nucleotides. RefSeq lists its product as uncharacterized. Gene Ontology annotation, molecular function: succinate-semialdehyde dehydrogenase (NAD+) activity. The transcript has 3 exons. NCBI's taxonomy places the organism in Eukaryota, Fungi, Ascomycota, Dothideomycetes. Bases 1 to 1455 code for a protein of 484 amino acids. The record is from RefSeq and is a predicted model, not a curated record.
AUGGCAACCAACGGCUCCUCCAACGGCACCAGCUACACUGUGCCCCUCCUCAUUAACGGCAAAGAAGUAACCACCGACACUACCUUCGCCGUCACCUCCCCCGCCUCCGACAAGCCUCUCUGGCAGAGCGCCAGUAGCAGCAAAUUCGACGCCCUGUCCGCCGUCUCCGCCGCAGCCGCCGCCUUCUCCGCCUGGUCUAAAACGAAGCCCGCGUUCCGGCGCGACAUCUUCCUCCGCGCCGCCGAUAUCCUCGACAAGCGCGCAGCAGAAUGUGCGGAGUAUAUGGACCAGGAGACGGGCAGCGUGGAUGCGUUUAGCAAGGGCUUUAACAUCCCGGUCGCGGCGGAGAUGGUGAGGGAUAUCGCCGGCAGGAUCAGUGGGGUCAUGGGUGCUAUACCAACGUGUGCGGUGGAGGGGACGAGCGCGUUGGUGCUGAAGGAGCCGUACGGUGUUGUGUUGGGGAUUGCGCCGUGGAACGCCCCAUACAUCCUCGGCAUCCGCGCCUUCGCCUACGCCCUCGCCGCCGGCAACACCUGCGUCCUCAAAGGCUCCGAGCUCUGCCCCCGCACCUUCUGGGCCAUCGGCUCCGUCUUUACGGAAGCCGGCCUCCCGGACGGCUGCCUCAAUGUGCUAUGCCACCGGCCACAAGAUGCCGCCGAGGUCACAACAGCGUUGGUCGAACAUCCCCUGGUGAAGAAGGUCGACUUCACUGGCAGCACAGCGGUGGGAAGCAUCAUCGCUGCAACGGCGGGCAAGGCGCUGAAGCCUGUGCUUAUGGAACUGGGCGGGAAGGCGAGCGCGAUUGUGCUCGAGGAUGCGGAUCUGGAGAAAGCGGCGACGCAGUGCGCGCUGGGCGCUUUCCUGCAUAGCGGCCAAAUCUGCAUGUCCACGGAGCGUAUUCUGGUGCACAGAUCUGUCCUAGAACCGUUCAAGAAAGCCCUCUCAUCAGCCAUCUCCAACAUCUUCAGCGACUCACAACCCGCUCCUGUCCUAGUCACUUCCGCAGGAGUCGAGAAGAACAAAAAGCUCAUCUCCAACGCCCUCGACAAGGGCGCCUCGCUCGUUUACGGUGAUGCCCAGGCCCAGGAAGCCUCAGCAACGCGUAUGCGCCCCAUCGUAAUUGCCGACGUAACAAAAGACAUGGACAUCUACCACACCGAGUCCUUCGGACCCUCCGUGUCGCUGAUCGCCGUAGACUCUGAAGACGAGGCCGUCGAGAUGGCGAACGAUACCGAGUACGGGCUUUCGGGGGCCGUGUUUACUGAGAAUCUGGCUAGGGGGCUACGGAUCGCGAGGAGGAUCGAAAGUGGGGCGGUGCAUAUCAAUAGUAUGAGCGUGCAUGAUGAGGCGAAUCUGCCGCAUGGAGGCGUCAAGAAGAGUGGGUGGGGGAGGUUUAAUGGGAUGUGGGGCUUGGAGGAGUUUUUGAGGACGAAGACUAUUACAUUUCAAGAGUAA